Salvia hispanica is the source of this 1665-nucleotide messenger RNA. RefSeq names its product cytochrome P450 71A6-like. NCBI's taxonomy places the organism in Eukaryota, Viridiplantae, Streptophyta, Magnoliopsida, Lamiales, Lamiaceae. The record is from RefSeq and is a predicted model, not a curated record. Gene Ontology annotation, molecular function: oxidoreductase activity, acting on paired donors, with incorporation or reduction of molecular oxygen; iron ion binding; monooxygenase activity.
AUGGUUUCCCUCUCACAUCUGUUGGCUGUGCUAAUCUCCACAUAUCUCUUCCUCAUCUUCCUCCACAAAUGGCGCCGAAGUCAUUCUCCAGAGCCCCGGAAACGCCUGCCUCCGUCUCCACCAAAGCUCCCGCUAAUUGAGAACCUCCUCCAGCUAGGCUCAGCCCCCCACAGAUCCCUCUUGUCACUCUCCCGCCGUCACGGCCCCCUCAUGCUACUCCACUUUGGAAAAGUCCCCGUUCUUAUUGCCUCCUCGGCUGAGGCCGCGCGUGAGAUCAUGAAAAACCAGGACCUGAUCUUCUUAAACACGCCUCAACUCAGCAUCGCGAGCCGACUGUUCUACGACAGUCGGGAUGUGGUGUUCGCACCGUAUGGAGAGUACUGGCGGCAGAAUCGCAGCAUAUGUGUGCUUCAUCUUCUUAGCAGCAAAAGGGUUGAGUCCUAUCGCCGUGUAAGGGAGGAAGAGACUUCACUCAUGGUCGACAAGAUAAGAAGGUUGUGUGCUUCUUCAAAGCCCGUGAACUUGAGCGACGUCAUUUACGCUAUGACGAACGACGUGAUUUCUAGGGUGACUCUGGGAAAGAAGUAUGGUUCAGAGAGUGAUUUCAAGGAGACGUUUGCUGAGUUUGGGGAGCUGGUGGGGAUUUUACCUUUGUGGGAGUACAUUCCUUGCCUGAGAUGGAUGAGAAGGUUUGAUGGUUUGGAUAAGAGAGUAGAGAGAGCUGCUGAGAAGAUGGAUCGGUUUUUGGAGGUUGUGAUUGAAGAACAUAGAGUUAGGGAGAGGAGAGAGGGGGAUGGUGGUGAGUUGGAUUUUGUGGACAUAUUGCUUGAUUUUCAGAGAGAGAAUGCAAGUCUCACCCCUAUUGAAGAUGACACUAUCAAAGCUAUCGUUUUGGAUAUGUUUAGUGCUGGAACUGAUACUACAUUUACAGCUCUUGAGUGGGCGAUGACGGAGCUCAUACGAAAUCCAGAAGCCAUGAAAACUUUGCAAAAUGAAGUGAGAGAAGUAGCUGGAAGUAAGGAUGAAAUUGAUGAGCAAGACUUGGAGAAAAUGUCUUAUCUAAAAGCAGUGAUGAAGGAGAGUCUAAGGUUGCAUUCUCCGAUCCCAUUGUUGGUCCGUCGUGAAUCAACUCAAGACACAAUAGUAUUGGGCUAUGACGUCGCAUCUGGUACGCGUGUGAUGAUUAAUGUUUGGGCGAUUUCUAGAGAUUCUUCAUUGUGGAAAUAUCCUGAGGAAUUUUGCCCUGAGAGAUUCCUUGGAAUGGGCAUAGACUUUAGAGGUCUGCAUUUUGAGUUGACUCCGUUUGGGGCAGGCAGGAGGGGUUGCCCAGGUAUUACAUUCGCGGUGGCGGUGGAUGAGCUUGCCUUAGCCAAGUUGGUACACAAGUUCGAUUUUAGAUUGCCUAAUGGACUGAAAAUGAAGGAGUUAGAUGCAAGUGAAUCUAGUGGAGCCACGAUCCAUAAAAAGUGUCCUUUGAUUGUUGUAGCUACUCCACGUGUAUUUUAGGUAAAAAAUCAGACUGGAUCAAUCGGUUCAAUCGUGAAUUGACAUGUUGCCGUCCGAUUUAGACUCGAAGAAUGCCUAAUAACCAACUUGUACAAGAAAAACUGGUAUUGCAAUUAUACUAUAAUAUCCUUGUUUUUUUAUGUAUACUGUAACGCCCCG